This is a messenger RNA of Gastrolobium bilobum, 1293 nucleotides long. RefSeq names its product UPF0481 protein At3g47200-like. The transcript has a single exon. Bases 1 to 1293 code for a protein of 430 amino acids. Lineage: Eukaryota; Viridiplantae; Streptophyta; Magnoliopsida; Fabales; Fabaceae. The record is from RefSeq and is a predicted model, not a curated record.
AUGGCGAGACAAACAAAUAGUUCACAGAGUGGACACCAAGAUUUAAAGAGAGUAUUGACUGAUAUGCUUGAAGGAGUGGUUCUUCCCGACGUGUCUGGAAUCCAUGAGGAAUGCAUUUAUAUAGUUUCACCAGAAAUUCGCCAAACUAAUCCCCAAGCCUAUACUCCUCGAGUUGUUUCCAUUGGUCCUUUUCACAAACCACAUUGCCCUGGCGGUAACAAUAUUUUUGUUCCAACGGAACAACUCAAACUGCAAUAUCUCUUGGCAUUUCUAACUCGAACCCAGCUAUGUGUGGGGGAUUUUGUUCUCAAACUCAAAGAGUGGGAAAAUGGAAUUCGAAAUUGUUAUGCAGAGACUAUUAACUAUGAAAGCAAUGAUUUCCUAAAGAUGAUUCUAAUUGAUGCUUGCUUCAUAGUUGAGCUUUUUCUUAGACAUUCUGGAGAUGAAGAUUGGACGGAAAAAGACCCUAUAUGGUCAAGAGAAAGGUUUCGAAGUGAUAUUGAGGAGGACUUGAUACUACUUGAAAAUCAGCUUCCUUUCUUUGUUCUUGAAAACAUAUACGAACUUGCUGGUAUGACUAGUCGCUCCUUUCUUAAGAUUACUUGCGACUAUUUCACUGAAUUCCACCACAAGAACAUGGAUCCCGAAAGAAGGCGUCCAAAACACUUCACUGAUCUUCUAAGAAAUUCUAUGAUACCACAAUCAUCUUCUCUUGGAACAGCAGCAUUGGAAGGGCGUGGUUAUGUUAGACAUCUAUAUAGUGCAAGCCAAUUAUUAGAAGCAGGUUUGGUAUUCAAAGUCAGCCAAAGCAAAUACGAACUUGACUUAAAAUAUCAUGAGGGUGUGUUGGCAAUGCCACCCUUUAUUGUACAUGACGGUACAGAACGAUACAUCAGGAAUCUAAUAGCAUUUGAGGAUUGUCGCCUUUCUUCGCAUUCAUGCUACAUUUCUCAGUACUUCAAGAUCCUAGAUUUUCUUAUCAAUACAGAGAAAGAUGUGAACAUACUAGUUGAUAAGAAGAUUAUUGUCAAUUUCAUGGGUGAUGCUAAGUCAGUGGCUGCAAUGGUUAAAAAUCUAGGCAAAAAUGCUUUCAUGCCAAGGUUCAAUCAAGAGUAUCUCUCUCUCUGCAGCAGCUUGAAUGAAUUUUAUGAAAACCCACGCAACAAAUACAAGGCAAUCUUUGUACAUGAGUACUUCAGCACUCCUUGGAAAAUAGCAUCUACCAUUGCUGCAAUUGUGCUACUUCUGCUCACCCUGAUUCAGACUAUAUGUUCAGUCAUCUCAUCAUUUUAA